ACUCAUCUCGCAAACACGCACGAGGCGGGACGCGCAGCGAAACGACCUCGCCGUCACCACGCACCAACACAACACACACCACUUAGAGUCUGCCGCAUUAUGGCGUCCUCAUACCAGUAUCGCAACUCAUACCACAGCUCCUCCCAAAACAUCAGCGAAAAGUACGACGACGGCCUGGGACGCCCGGCCACAUCCCGCCGCAACACCCGCCUUAGGAGCAGCGACGGCACCGUCAGCACCACCAUGAGCUCCUCCACAGGCCGCGAGAGCGCCGCCACUCACAUCACCGAAGGCCCUGCCUACUCCAAGAAGAUUGUCGUUGUCGGCGACGGUGGUUGCGGCAAGACGUGUCUUCUCAUCAGCUACAGCCAAGGCUAUUUCCCAGAGAAAUAUGUCCCUACCGUAUUCGAAAACUACAUCACGUACCCGACGCACCCGCCGUCUGGUAAGACCGUAGAGUUGGCGCUGUGGGAUACGGCCGGCCAGGAGGAGUACGACCGAUUGCGACCGCUUUCGUACCCCGAGACCGACCUAAUUUUUGUUUGUUUUGCGAUUGAUUGCCCCAACUCGCUAGAAAACGUCAUGGACAAGUGGUAUCCCGAAGUCCUACACUUCUGCCCUUACACCCCUCUCGUUCUCGUUGGCCUCAAGUCCGACCUCCGCUUCAAGAAGACAUGCAUUGACAUGCUCAAGACACAAGGGCUCACACCCGUCACUCAGGAGCAGGGUCGGGCUGUCGCGCGAAAGAUGGGCGCCCAGUACGUGGAGUGCAGCAGCAAGGAGAUGACGGGCGUCGACGAGAUCUUUGAACAAGCCAUCCUGACUGUCGUGGCUAACGACCGGAAAAACCUCGAGGCUCAAGCCACCGUCCCUUCAUCAUCCGGCGGCCCACCAGGAAGCAGCGCAGGCUUCCAUGGCAUCGCUCUUAAGAAGAAGAAGAAGAGGAAUUGCAAGAUCCUUUAAGGUCCUCGCUGAGGAUUUCGGGGUUGUAACGACCAGGCAUUGGACACAGGCGGGGGGCGUAAUGAAUGACUUUUGUUUUAUCUGCAUGAUCUCGUCACGACCUGCUACUAUUACGAUCUGGAGAAAGCAUGCGCCAACAUUAGCGAGCGGCGUCUCCUGUUCUAGGGGCUGGAUGAACUCUAGACCGGGGGACGUGGAAACUGUUGUUUUUCUUCUUCUCUCCGACGGAGGAGAAGGAUCGGUAUAUAGGGGGUGGGGAACAAAGGAGGAGUGGGAGGGAAAGUGCGUGGUAUUCUCAUUGGAGUCUCGAGGCUCAUCCAUACCCUUUUCCUUUUGGAACAAAACAAACACAAACACACAGACACACCACCACACACACACCACACACACAAAUGGAGCGGGAAACAGGGGGGGGCCGAAGGCUUUGACCAGUUUCUCUAUUCCUCGGGUAACUUCCAGGUCUCCCUGGUGAUUUUUCU
Messenger RNA from Colletotrichum navitas, 1442 nucleotides. RefSeq names its product ras family protein. Gene Ontology annotation, cellular component: cytosol. The transcript is spliced from 3 exons. The record is from RefSeq and is a predicted model, not a curated record. Gene Ontology annotation, molecular function: GTPase activity; GTP binding; protein kinase binding. NCBI's taxonomy places the organism in Eukaryota, Fungi, Ascomycota, Sordariomycetes, Glomerellales, Glomerellaceae. Bases 100 to 963 code for a protein of 287 amino acids. Gene Ontology annotation, biological process: small GTPase-mediated signal transduction.